UUGCUGGGGCUCAGUAGAAGUGCUAUACCUCAUUGAAGUGUAAUGGAUGGGAAAGUAUAUGCGACAUGGACAAACUGUUGUGAUAAAGAAAGCUCCCCUCUGAGGUACUUUCGACGACCUAACAGCGAACUGUCAGGGCAAUCGGCAAGAUGAAGGUACUACUGCAUGAAAUUGUCCGCCCUCGAUACCCAGCUGUCCCCGACAAGGAGAGUUCUUACCUCUAUGGACUCAGAGGAGUAUUUGUUAUAGAAUCUUUUCUUUGGGUCUUUCUGCAGACACUCGUCCCAGGGGCUGUCAAAGGAACCGCCAACAUCUAUGGGCCAGCUUAUCAGAUCUACUUGAAAAAGACCCUUUCCGUUCUCUUUUGGAAUGACAACCUCAUCUAUUCUUUCUUCAUCCUUGUAUCUGCUAGGACAAUAUGUCUACCCUUUCUCAAGAACCCAGACAAGUCCGGAAUCGCAGGCUCUGUCUUCCGACGUGGGCUUCGUCUCUGGUUUCCUGUGGCCGUCUCCCUGGCCGUCGUGAAGCUCAUGUUCUGGAAAAUGGGAACGGCAUACAUUGACAAUUACAAGUCCCUCACCGGAAAUGUAUCCUUCGACACGCCCUAUUACAUGCCAAAUACACUCGUGUAUUUCAAUUCUGUCUUCAACAUGUUCUGGAUUACGCAGAACUUUGCAACAUCUGCUGGCAGUUAUGCCUUCCCUUCGCAACUACUCUGGGUUGUGAAUGUGAUCUACAUGCAGAGUUACACGGUUUAUAUGGCGAUGCUCAUCAUUCCUUACACGAGGAACUCAUGGCGUGUUAAGGGCUCCGUCCUGUUCAUUAUCACCGCUUGGUGGGUUCAGUCAUGGGCAUGGUUUACCGUGACCGGCCUGAUUCUCGCCGACAUGGUGUUCAACAUGAACUUUAAGGAAAAGGCACGAAGGGGAAUACCCAUCUGGAGAUCCAGAAACAUCUAUUUUCCGUCGUGGAUCCUAUACUCGGCACUCAUGGCGGCUGGCUUGAUAAUGCAAUUCAUCUGGACUGGAUGGAAACCACAGGAUGUAGAUUCAGAGAUCAUUGCACAUGCAGGUCUCUACUACACUGGCGGUUUGAAUAACAAAUAUGAUCCGGCCCAGCCUCAGGCCAGAGAUGACAUUUACCUAAUCCUGGUAGCCAUCUUCUUCGCCGUGGAGACCUAUGACUUCCUCCAGCGGCUAUUGAGGAAUUCAGUUCUCGUCUACCUUGGAAGCAGGUCGCUUAGCUGGCUCCUAGUCCAAAGCAUCAUUAUAUACACUGCGGGAAUCAAACUUUUCGUCCACCUGAACCAGGAGAAACACUGGCCCUCGGAAGGUUCUGUGUUCACAGUCUUCAUAGUCUGUCUAGCAGCUGUCGUUCCCAUCGCAGAGCUGUUCUAUAGAUUGGUUGAAUAUCCCUCUCGUGCUCUAGCAUAUCGACUAUUCGAUUGGAUUAGGGAGUAAGAUUGUUGUGAGAUCGGUUGCAUUUUCUUGUGCC
Molecule: messenger RNA, 1494 nt
Organism: Paecilomyces variotii
Lineage: Eukaryota; Fungi; Ascomycota; Eurotiomycetes; Eurotiales; Thermoascaceae
Exons: 2
Coding region: 150-1460 (436 amino acids)
Source: RefSeq, a predicted model, not a curated record